Molecule: messenger RNA, 2686 nt
Organism: Dendroctonus ponderosae (mountain pine beetle)
Lineage: Eukaryota; Metazoa; Arthropoda; Insecta; Coleoptera; Curculionidae
Product: presequence protease, mitochondrial
Biological process (GO): protein processing
Cellular component (GO): mitochondrial matrix
Molecular function (GO): metal ion binding
Source: RefSeq, a predicted model, not a curated record
GCGAUCCGUUUUUCAAGAUGCUGAACCGUUCGUUGGCCACGUUCAUGAAUGCGAUGACCGGCUCGGAUUACACUCUCUACCCGUUCAGCACGUUGAAUUAUUCGGAUUAUCGCAAUCUGCAGCGGAUUUAUUUGGAUGCGGUUUUCAACCCCAUCAUAAGCAAGCCGGAUUUCAUGCAGGAAGGAUGGCGAUUGGAGAAUCGCGACGCUAAAGACCCCAAAUCCGAGCUGAUGAUCAAAGGGGUGGUCUACAAUGAGAUGAAGGGGGUGUUCUCGGAGAACGAGAAUAUUUUUUGCCAAAAGCUGCAGAAUUUGAUCCUCCCCGACCAUACCUAUGGGAUAGUAUCUGGUGGGGACCCAAUGGUGAUACCCAACCUGACCUGGAAUGGAUUGCGGCAGUUUCAUAAGGAGCAUUACCAUCCUAGUAACUGUAGGUGCUUCUCCUAUGGCAACUUCCCCCUGUUGCCGUCGCUGGAAUAUAUCAACGAAAAGUACUUUUCGCAGUACGCCUACUCCCAGCCUACCAACACAGUGGUGCCCCGGCAGAAGCGAUGGUCGGAGCCUAAACGGGAGCACAUCUCCUGCAGGUUCGACCCGAUGGGGGAACCCUUUGAAAAGCAAAACUCCAUCGCUAUCUCUUUGCUGGUUUCCGAUUGUACUGAUGUGUAUGAGACUUUCCUCAUGCAAUUCCUAACCGAGCUGUUGGUCAAAGGGCCCAACUCAGCUUUUUACAAGUCGUUGAUCGAGCCGAACUUUUCCAGCGGUUUCACCCCGUCCACUGGCUUGGACGCCCAAUCCAGAGACACCGUUUUUACGGUUAGUUUAAAGGGGAUCAGAACCGACGAUUUCGCACGAGUUGAGGAUGUGUUCAAUGCCACUAUCGACGAGGUGAUUGCCAAAGGCUUCAGCCCGGAGCUUGUUGAGUCAGUUUUGCAUAGCUACGAGCUGUCGCUGAAGCACGAAUCGAAAAACUUCGGCCUGAACCUGCUGUUUGGGCUGUCGGCCAUCUGGAACCAUUCCUCCGAGAUACUGGCUGCUUUGGAAGUGAAUGCUCUGAUGGAGAAGUUGCGGGCGGCGAUGAAGAACAACCCGAAGUACCUGCAGGAUACUGUGCAGAAGUGCUUUAAGGAUAACAAGCACAAGUUGAUAUUAACCAUGUCGCCUGAUAAGGAGUUCGACUCGAAGCUGAGCAACGAGGAAAGUGAGCUGAUCAGGCACAAGACCAAGAACUUGGGGGAGAAGGACAAGGAGGCGAUUUUCGCCAAGGGCUUGGAGCUGCAAAAGCUGCAGGAAACGCCGCAGAACACCGAUAUUCUGCCCACUUUGCUCAUGAACGACAUCAAUUCCAGCAUAGAAAAGGUGAACAAAGUGAACGUGAGCAUCAGCCACGUGUCCACACAGAUCAACAAAGUCAACUCCAAUGGGUUGGUUUACUUCAAGUCCAUGCUCAACACCAGCGAUUUGUCCCAAGAGCAGCAGAUGCUCCUGCCGCUGUUCUGCUACAUUAUCAACAAAAUGGGCACCGACAAGCUCAACUAUAAGGAAUUCGACAGUCUGGUCAAUAGAAGAACUGCUGGAUUGAAGUUCAACGUUCACAUCGCUGAUAGUUUGUAUCAUCUUCAUACUUAUGAACCGGCGGUUUUGCUGUCUAGCUACUCUUUGGAGAAGAAUGUUGAUAGCAUGUGGGACUUGUGGGUUCAGCUGUUUAAUAUCACUAAACUGGAAGACGUUGAAAGGUUUAAAAUGCUGAGUCAGCUGUAUAUGGCAAACCUAACGCAUGGAAUCGCGGAUUCCGGCCAUAUUUACGCCAUGCAAACCGCUGCGAGCCUGGUUUCGGGUUCCGCCUAUCAAGUGGAGCUUUUGUCGGGCCUGCAGCACAUUUCUUACAUGAAAAGACUGAUCCAUACCUCCAAUUACCAAGCGAUGUUAGCGGAGAUUCUUGACAUUGGAAAACUGCUGUUCGACAAGAAGAAAAUGAGGGUGGCCUUGAAUAUAUCGGAAGACUCCCAGUCGAAUAUUCUGCACUCCUACGAAAACUUCAUCAAUGGCCUGCCCGACAGCGACAAGAUUCCUGGCCAAGAGGAAUCUCAGGAAAACUCCUAUGUAGUCGGCAAAAUUUGGUCGCCAUCUGACUCAGUCAAUUGCCAGCACCACAUUCUGAACAUCCCGGUUAACUACUGCAGCAAAGCCGUCCUAACUACGCCCUACACGAAAACGGACCAUGCUGCCCUGAAAGUGCUGGCAAAGUGGCUGUCUGCCAAAUAUCUCCAUCCAGAGUUGCGGGAAAAACGGGGCGCUUAUGGGGCAGGCGCUCGCAUAACCCUCGACGGCGUCCUGUCCUUUUUCAGCUACAGGGAUCCCAAAACCGCCGAUACUCUGGAUGUUUUCGAUGGCUCCUACGACUGGAUCAAAAGCAACUUAAAAGACCUGAAGCCGCAGGAUUUGGUCGAGGCCAAGUUGGGCGUGUUUCAGAGUGUGGAUGCUCCAGUGCCCCCCAGCCUGAAAGGUUGCGAUGACUUCCUGAAGCGGCUCACCCCAGAUGCGCUGCAACGGCACAGAGCGGAGAUAAUGGCCGUAGAAAAGACCAAUCUGGAGGCUGCAGCCGAAACAUAUUUGGGCGACUCGAAUGCUUUGAAUAGCGGCAAAGUCAUCUUGGGGCCGAAGAAUGAGGCCUGCGAUCUGUCGCA